This is a messenger RNA of Sycon ciliatum, 2177 nucleotides long. Its product is annotated as zinc transporter ZIP1-like. Gene Ontology annotation, cellular component: plasma membrane. Lineage: Eukaryota; Metazoa; Porifera; Calcarea; Leucosolenida; Sycettidae. The transcript has a single exon. Gene Ontology annotation, molecular function: zinc ion transmembrane transporter activity. The record is from RefSeq and is a predicted model, not a curated record. The coding region runs from base 210 to 1586 and encodes 458 amino acids. Gene Ontology annotation, biological process: zinc ion transmembrane transport.
UGCCUCGCCCUUGUUCAUGUCUUGGAAGUUGGAAGAAAACGACGAUGCUAAAGAAGAAGAUGAGGAUGUCGUUCAUGGUCGACAGGCCCUCUUGCUGCUGAAGUAAUUAGUUAUAGCUUUUUCGUGCGAACAACCUGAAGGUUGUCCCUGUAUUUAUCCAUAGAAUUCACUUUCAUCAAGUCAAGUCGCCCGUAUAUUCCCGCUAAAAUAUGGACACUGUCUCGGCAAAAGUUGUGUCGAUCAUCAGCUUGUUUUUCUUGACUCUCAUAUUUGCUCUUCUGCCCAUCCGUAUGUCAUCAUGGACGCUAAGUGGUGGACGAUACAAGAGAUCUGCUGUUAGUCUUGCCAGUUGUUUCUCCGGAGGAAUAUUUCUCGGAGUUGCACUCCUUCAUCUGCUGCCUGAAGUGCGUGAAAUGUUUGAAUUUGUUCUGUGCAAAAAGAAAGUGAAAUCUGAGUACCCUGUUACAGAGUUGACCGUGGCAGGUGGAUUUCUUAUUAUCCUGGUGUUUGAGCAACUUGUCCUGCUUUUCCAUCUACCGCGGCCAUCUUCAGAGUGUGACAUUGCGAACGUUCCACCUCAUGGAUGCGACAGGCAACGCGAUUGCGACAACUGCCGUCACGUGGAUGGACAGAAUGAGCAGACGAUGUUUGGAUCGGAGAACGGCGUUAUGUACGGCUCAAACAACGUAGCGAGCGGCGAGGACUCUAGCGACACUCAGCCGAUUUUGAGUCAGCAGUAUAGCAAUUCCACAUCGUCACUCAGCAACGUGCCGACAACAGACAAUUGUCUUCAGCUGGAUGAUCAGUCCAGGAUGCCACAAAGCCGAACUGAGGCGUCCCCUGCCGAUGAUCCUGCUACUGUGAGGUUCACACCACCAGGCAGUGCACGUAACGACGUAUCAUGUUCUCCCAGUGGCAGUGUAUCAUGCCGGAGUGAUUCACUCAAUGGCAAUGGUUCUAGCGCCAUGUCAUCAGUGCUUGAAUCGAACGGUAACCAUGGUAACGUGUCAGUGUCUGUGGUCGACCCAGCACGACAGGACGCUUUACAACCUCAGCUUGAUACAAAUAAUUCAACUACUGACAAAUCAUUUGGCUCCCUUGUGCUGCUGGCUGCCCUUUCACUUCAUUCCCUGUUUGAAGGAUUAGCUUUGGGCUUGCAGGGCAGUGCGAACAGUACGAUACAGAUAUUUAUCGCAGUCCUCGUCCACAAAUGUGUUCUAGCCUUUGCUCUCGGGAUACGCAUGGUCAAGUAUCAGUCGUCGACAAAGAGGAUUGUGCUGGCUGCUUUGAUAUUUGCUGCUAUGAGUCCGAUUGGUGGCACAAUUGGCAUUGCUGUUGAUUCAGAGUCAACAGAUGAAGUUGAUAGGACACUUGUGACUGCCUGUCUACAGGGAUUGGCAACCGGAACUUUUCUCUUCAUCACUUUCCUGGAGGUGAUUUCUCAUGAGAUCCAGGGAAGCCGGAGUCGAAGUGAGGCUGACUUGCAGAUGUUGCGGCUGGCAUUGAUUGUGCUCGGCUUCAUCAUCAUUGCUCUUGUGGCCUUGCACCAUGACCCCAAAGAUCAGCGGAGGGAGUGCACUUUCUGAUAAUUGUCAAUGUAUAGAUGCGUAUCCAUAUCUAUGUGCGUGUAUGGUGUGUGUGGCUGUGCGCGUAUUAUGUGUGUGCAUGUGUGAUGUAUAUGCGUGUUUUAUAAUCUUCAAAUUUUUCUACUUUUCUACUGUGUGUUUCAAGUUGACAUAUCUUGAUUUUUUUAGGGAAAGGACAGCAGUAGGCACACUUGAGACCCACGUACCAUUAUAACGCAAGCUCCAAGAAAGUCCACAUGUUUUUAUUGUCUAUUUUUGCUCUAGUAUAUGUACAUGUAACUCAAACAGUCCCAUCUCUCAUUACAUUAGAGUGGCAUGUACAUUUCUUUCACAAUGCUACUACUUGCUUGCCAAGCCUAGGGUAGGUUGGUAUCAUUGGCAAGAUUCUAUUUUAAUGUAGUUCCACUUUGAUAGGUAAUUUGGCAUUCCAGAUGGCACAGUGCUGGAUUAUGUUUCCAUCUUCUUUUUCUAUCUUUGUUCGUAUCCCACCCAGCAGUGCAUCAAAAAAUUCUAUUGUGGAUGUUGAAUUAUUUCCCUUAUUCUGCAAACCAUUUUCUUUUCCUCAUGAAACAAAUGCAGCUCAUUGUUUUG